CUUCCACAAGUAUGACGUGCAACAGGAAGAUCGCGUCAAUUUCCGUCUAAUAAUUGUACUAGCGUAUCGGCAUGGAUCUGCUUUGAAAGGGACUUGGAACCUUCGGAUUUGACAACUCGACACUUCACUCCACCGCCAUUACAACAAACACAUCGGCAUCACACGCAUCACGCCACAUCGUUGCACCUAAGAGUCUCAUCUAGCAGCACCUUUACUUGCGCUACGUUCUGUGAUUUCAGUUGAUCCCAGUCAUAUCUCUUUGAUUGCUUCUGUUGCGUUCGUUGCUGGCCUAUCGCCCUUUGAGGCAUAUUUCUGCAACAUGGCUCUCAACGGCAGCACAAGGCGAUCGUCUGAUAUUUGGCAUGACAACAAGCCAAUGCACGACUCUUUCGAUGUCUGGGUGAGCAAGAACGGUAAAGAUGCAUAUAAAGACUUCAAAAAGGCUCAUCCAACAACCAAACACUCGUACGACAGCUGGCGUCAGACAGAGCAGGUCUAUGGCCCAUAUCUGUUCUACGUAACUUCUAUGAUCUGGCAUGAAGACGACAACUCAGAUGAUGGAAGCACAAAACGCCGUCGUAUUUCGCGUGUGCCGGAUGAGAAUCCGAAAAAGACAGCAACCGUCAACGGAAACGGAGCGCCGCGGACUGCAGGCUCAGCAACACCAACGCCUGCAGCAAACUCAGACGAGGUCAAUGCAUCUGGCAAGAGGAAACGAAAGCCGCGAAAGAAGUACAUGUCGCAAGAGCUUGUGGCAUCAGACGAAGAGCCAACAGACGAGGUCGAAGCAGCGACUCUCAUCAUAAAAGAAGAGACGAUUACAGCGCCAGCUGUCACUAUCAACGGGAGGCGCAAGUCUGCCUCCCGAAAGCCUAGGAAGAAGCCUAUCUCCGAUGAAACCGUCUUAUCCGAAGACGAGAAUGAUGACCGUACGAUGAUCGAUGCUCAACCCAUUGCAUCGCCCCUCCCUGUUCGCUCUGCUCCCCGUGCAGCCGCCACGGCGAGACAAUCAGAGUCACCGAAGAAGGCAACACCAAAGCAAGCCUACGUGAAGAAGUCAAGAAAGUCAUUCCUCGUAAGAUUACCCUUCCAUCUUUGGGAUGCCGUAAACUUAGAAGAGAAGUCCGAAGAGAUGGUACUCGAUGAGGAUACCGAUCACGGAGAAGUUUCUAUCGCCGAAGUCAUACGACCUGCGACAACCCCUGCUACCACACCUAAACCCGACACCAGCAACGACAUUCAGACAGAUACGAACGCCGAUGAAGCUGCAGAGCCGGAAGAAGAAGGCACGCCUGACACGUCAGCUGCUAACACGAGGCGGGGUUUGCGCAAUAGGAAACCGGCGCAACAGCGGCCGUACUAUCACGAUGCGCAGGUCUUCGAGGAUGUCGAGACUGAAGAGGAAGAUGAUAGCGAGCUCGAAGCAGUGUCGCGCGAGGGGUCUCCGGAGGCUCUGUCGUCGAGCAGGCCGAAGCAUUUCAAAGGCAAAGGCCGUGCUUGGAAGAAGGACGGCUCUGACGAGGACGAAGAGUUUGUCACGCCAAAAGAGAAGAAGGCUACAAAGGCUGCAAAAGCUAAGGCCCAUCGAGAGAAGGCCAAGGCAGAAAAGGAGGAGAGUGAACAGCUUAGCUGGGAUAUCACGUUGGCGCUUUGGCAGGCUCUUGUUUCAGAUGCAGAUUGGAGCGCCGACCGGGACAACCCGAAUCAUAUCAGUAACAGGUGCAAGCAGGAACAACAGGCCAAUGGUUCAGCCAAGGACAUAUCCCAGGAUAUACCCGAAGAAACGUCCAAAGAGAUGCCCAAGCAGAAGAAAAACCUUGGUCGGCCCAAAAAGAGUCUGUCUGAAGACACCGUCCGCGACGACUCUGACAACGACACUCCUCAAGCAACGCCGUCCCAGCCAUUCAAGCGGGGUCGUGGCCGUCCACGUAAGAGCGCACUCUCUUCUGAAAUCGUCCAUGACGACUCCGAAGACGAAGCUCCGGCCGUAACUAAGCAAACAUCGCCGCCUGCGCAAAAGGCAACAUCACCAGAAGGAACAUCCGAUCUCAUCACGCCACCCAAGACAAAGCCUACGACCCGCCCCUUCACCGCUAAAAGCACGGCCGAAGCAAUAACGCCCAAGAAGCGCGGCCGCCCGCGCAAAUCCUCCGCCGCCACCACGCCCGCAAAGUCCGCCUCCAAGUCCGCCAAGGACGCAGACCACUACGAGCCCCAACGAUGCGGCUCCGCUGCAACCGACACCACCGAACCAAAGAUAUCACGGGCAAGAGCCAGCGUCUCCUCUGCUUCAGACGACUUCCCCAUGCCAAACGUCAAUCGCGGCGCCGCACUCAUCGAGUCUCUAUACCCGCGCGACCAGCACGAGCCCAGCCGCGCGAGUCCCGCGCCGACGCCUGCCCCUGAGCCGGUUUGUAGAGCUCCGCCUGCGCCGCCGAUGGUCGCUGCGCCCAAGCCCGUAGAGACAGCGCAGGCUUCUGUGGAACCGCAGCCGAGCGUGGAAGAGAUGAUGGAAGAUGAGGACACGGCUCCUGCCAUCAGCGAGUCAAAGCCUGAAGCCUUUUUCGAGGCAGUAGUGGAGGACGAUGAGGGCAAUAUGAGUGCUGCGAUGAGUCUGAGUUCGGAUGGCGGGCUGUAGAGCAUCUCACGCGGAUCGACUGUGAGCUCGGUCGACAUUGUUCGAUAACGGAAGGACAGCAGGGGAGUGGGGAGUGGUAGUUGGUCGAGCCUUUUGGCAUCAGAGUGGCAUUGUUCGGGUUGAACGAUGGAAACGAUGCCCUUCGUGGCGCAUCACGUAUGUUUGAGGAGUAGCAAUAAUCAAUAAUUAACAACAUGAGCUGUGAAACACUUCACACACACGCCACGGC
Messenger RNA from Didymella exigua CBS 183.55, 2867 nucleotides. RefSeq lists its product as uncharacterized. The record is from RefSeq and is a predicted model, not a curated record. The transcript is spliced from 7 exons. The coding region runs from base 320 to 2638 and encodes 772 amino acids. Gene Ontology annotation, molecular function: DNA binding. NCBI's taxonomy places the organism in Eukaryota, Fungi, Ascomycota, Dothideomycetes, Pleosporales, Didymellaceae.